AAAUAUUUUAAUUUUUCUAGGAAUAUUAGUUAAAUAAUUGUUCAGGAUGAGUGGUGAUUUUGUAUGGGCUAUUAAAAAUGGAGAUCUAGAACAAGUUAAAGACAUAAUUGAGAAAAAGAUUUUUCAGUCAGUUAAUGUUAAUGAUGAAGUCCAGGGACGACCUCUCAUACUAUAUGCUGCGGAUUAUGGACAAACAGACGUUAUUGAAUACCUAAUAUCUGCAGGAGCAGACGUGAAUUCCAAGGAUAAGUUUGGUAUCACCGCCCUUUUAGCAGCUAUCUGGGAAGGUCAUAAGGACUGUGUAAAAUUACUUUUAGAAAAAGGUGCCAGAAAGGAUGGAGUUGCCCCAGAUGGAAAAACGUAUUUAGAGUCUGCCGAAAAUAAUGAAAUACGACAACUUUUAUCUGCUUAAAUUUUGUUUGGUCCGAAACUGUCCAAGAAAUGAUUGAAUUUAGUGAACAAGAUUAGUAUUA
Leptinotarsa decemlineata (Colorado potato beetle) is the source of this 473-nucleotide messenger RNA. Its product is annotated as myotrophin-like. The record is from RefSeq and is a predicted model, not a curated record. Lineage: Eukaryota; Metazoa; Arthropoda; Insecta; Coleoptera; Chrysomelidae.